This is a messenger RNA of Closterium sp. NIES-65, 2790 nucleotides long. Lineage: Eukaryota; Viridiplantae; Streptophyta; Zygnematophyceae; Desmidiales; Closteriaceae. The record is from the annotation of a GenBank genome assembly.
AUGGUCACGCUAUCGAUUUCAGUACGGCCGCCGCCCAUCGCCCCUGCGUGGCGCAUCACCGUGGCGCGUGGCCGCAACGCCUCCUCCAAUGCGGUCGCGGUUAGCUCGAAUGCUCGAACCGAGGGGCCACCGGACGCGUGUGGUAACCCUGUAACGUGUGACGGCCGCCCUCGCAUGCUGCGCUCUCCGUGGUGUGAUGUGCCGCCAUGUGCGCGGCCACUCCCCGCCAUGUGCGAAGCCACUCCCCGCCAUGUGCGAGGCCACUCCCCGCCAUGUGCGAGGCCACUCCCCGCCAUGUGCGAGGCCACUCCCCGCCAUGUGCGAGGCCACUCCCCGCCAUGGCUCACUGCGCCUCGCUGCUUGUUCCCCUCCACCUCUGUUCCCCCUCUCCAACGUGGGAAUCCGCUUCUGCAACCUCACCCGCGCCCACCUCCCGCAUCCCCCGUUGCGCCCGUCCCCCGCCAGACGCAUCUCGCGCCGUGCAGACGGCGUUGGCGGACGGCCUCACGCGCAUCGAAGUCGACUUCCCGUCAGUCCCCCGCCCGCCCCUCCCCCUCCACCUCACGCUGCUCACCCGCCCGCCACCCCUUUCCCACCACGUUCCAUGACAUCACCACCAUGUUCCAUGGCAUCACCACCAUGUUCCAUGGCAUCACCACCAUGUUCCAUGGCAUCACCACCAUGUUCCAUGACAUCACCACCAUGUUCCAUGACAUCACCACCAUGUUCCAUGACAUCACCACCAUGUUCCAUGACAUCACCACCAUGUUCCAUGGCAUCACCACCAUGUUCCAUGGCAUCACCACCAUGUUCCAUGGCAUCACCACCAUGUUCCAUGGCAUCACCACCAUGUUCCAUGGCAUCACCACCAUGUUCCAUGACAUCACCACCAUGUUCCAUGACAUCACCACCAUGUUCCAUGGCAUCACCACCAUGUUCCAUGGCAUCACCACCAUGUUCCAUGGCAUCACCACCAUGUUCCAUGACAUCACCACCAUGUUCCAUGGCAUCACCACCAUGUUCCAUGACAUCACCACCAUGUUCCAUGGCAUCACCACCAUGUUCCAUGACAUCACCACCAUGUUCCAUGGCAUCACCACCAUGUUCCAUGACAUCACCACCACCCGCCCCACCACACGCACCACAUUGAGUGGCACCGUUGCUCGUCCCCAUUCGUCUCUCUCUUUCUUCUCCCAACCCCAUUUGCCCCGCUCUCCCAUCACCCUCAUGCAAACCCCUCCCACUGCCGAGUGGAAAGGCGGGCUACGAGGUGAAACCCUGCUGCCAUGCCCUCCGCCUUCUCCCUCUCCUCCCAACCCCUCCUCGCUUCCCCUCCCUCACCACUCUCUUCCCGUUCAUCCUGUCCCAAUCCUCAUUCCUCCUUCUCCUCCUACUACUGUCGCUCCUUUUCCAAACUCUCAUUCACUCUUUCUCAACCCUCUGCUCAUUGUGUUGAGCAGUGGGGGGGCGGUGGUGCCUGGGGGUCACUGGCCCUCCUUCCCCCCCCCCUCCUCUACUCCCCCCUCCCUCUCUGCUGCCACACACCUCCACGGCCCUGCCCUGCCCCUCAUUCGCUCCCUCCCUUGUCGCCCAUCUCCAACCCCCCAACCCCCCUCCGGGUGUGGCAUGGCAUGGCAUGGCAUGGCAUGGCAUGGCAUGGCACGGCACGGCACGGCACGGCAGGGGUCAUCGGAGGAGUACAUAGAGGCCAACAUCCAGCUCGCCCUGGCGCUCGUGCGCCGGCUGCACGGCGCCACCGCCACCACCGCCAAGAUCGUGCUUCCCGACGGGCCAGAGAAGCGCCGCUGCUCCCGCCGCUUCAAAGCUGCUCUGGACAUGACGGACGGGGUGUCGCUGGGGUGUUUGGAGGACGACCCUGUGGCAGCACCGGGGCAGGCGGGCGCACCGCAACCACGCAGCGCGGGUGGACGAGGAGAGGGCGGGUUCUUGUCGGCGCUGAAGAACGCGCUGGACCUUGACUUCGGGGGGCAGGAGACCGGCUGUGAGCUGCGUUGCGCCCACUGUCCCUUCCGCUCUCUCCCUCGCCCUUCAACUCCCACCUCCUCUCCACACUUGAAUCGCCAUCCGCUUGCCCUCUUCCCCGUGGCGGGCAUGGCAGGCGAGUGGGCAGCAGCAACGCCAUCGGAUCUGUACAUCAUCGCCAACGCCAGCUGCCAGGAGCUGCCCGCCGUUCAGGCCUACCUCGUCAGUGCUGCUGCUCUCCCCCCCUCGCCCCUCUCCCUUCACCCCUCGCCCCUCCCCCCUCGCCCCUCCCCAUUCCCCUCUCCACCUCCUCUCUCCACCCUCCCAUCCACGUACCCAGCAACUCCCGCUCACCCCCACUCUUGUGGUGGGCUGCCAACCCAUGCGCUGCUCUUUGCACCCCCUGCACAUGUGCUGCUCUUUGCACCCCCUGCACAUGCGUCCGCCGUGUUAGACCAGCCCGCCACUGCAUCCACCACGGACACAUCUGAGUCACCUUUUGACAAUGUCACACGCUUCUUUUUCUACAUGGGGAAUCAUUGGUGCGUGGAGGUUACCAAAACGAGUGGCCAAAUUGAGAAGCUCCCCCCCGCCACGCCGGUGCUGCUUUUCAACCUGGAGCUCGACACGCUCAGGGCGGACCUGGGGCUGCUGGGCUUCCCCCCCAAGGACCUGCACUACCGCUUCCUGUCCACCUUCCGCCCCGUCUUCUACCUGCGCCCGCGCGACUACUCCAAGGUGCGCGACUACUCCAAGGUGUGCGUGCGGCAAAUGCUGCAAGGUGCUGCAAGGUGCGCGUUCAAAUGA